UCUUCUUACUUUAACCUAAACUAUUAUAUUUCCUUAAAACAAAAUAUCCCUCAAACUAAGCAGUCAGUGACAGUAAGCUGCAGAAAUCUGCUGGAUAAAGACACAUUUUCCAAGUCAGAUCCAUUAUGCGUGCUCUAUACUCAAGGUGUGGAAACCAAACAGUGGAGAGAGUUUGGCAGAACGGAGGUGAUCGACAACACCCUAAAUCCAGAGUUUGUCAGAAAGUACAUCUUGGACUACUUUUUCGAGGAGAAGCAGAACCUUCGCUUUGACUUGUAUGACAUGGACUCCAAAAGUCCAGACCUGUCCAAACACGACUUUUUGGGUCAGCUGUUCUGUACUCUUGGGGAGAUUGUUGGAUCACCAGUCAGUCGACUGGAGAAACCACUGGGGUAA
Paralichthys olivaceus (Japanese flounder) is the source of this 396-nucleotide messenger RNA. The record is from RefSeq and is a predicted model, not a curated record. Lineage: Eukaryota; Metazoa; Chordata; Actinopteri; Pleuronectiformes; Paralichthyidae.